Messenger RNA from Nematocida ausubeli, 2073 nucleotides. RefSeq lists its product as uncharacterized. The transcript has a single exon. The record is from RefSeq and is a predicted model, not a curated record. The coding region runs from base 1 to 2073 and encodes 690 amino acids. Lineage: Eukaryota; Fungi; Microsporidia. Gene Ontology annotation, cellular component: membrane. Gene Ontology annotation, molecular function: oligosaccharyl transferase activity.
AUGGGUGAUGAAAAGUACAAGCACUCCUUGCUUUCAUACUGUGCUACACAGGGCGUGGCUGCGCUCUGCCUUAUCUCGGUUGCAUACGCAUCUAUGCUUAGGCUCGCUCCCAUUAUGCGCUACGGGGUGCUGAUCAAUGAGUUUGACCCUUGGUUUAAUUUUAGGUGCUCUGAGUAUAUCUGGAACCACGGGAUACUGCAGUACUUUACGUGGGUGGAUAGUAAGACCUGGGUACCUGAUGGAAGGGAGAUAUAUAAAACUGCAUAUCCCAUGCUAUUCGUUGUGUCAAAUAUGAUCCACUGUGUAUUGAACACUUUUGUCCGGGUUGAUCAUUACACUGUCUGCUGUCUUACGCCGCCCAUCAUAUUUGUUGGAUGCCUAUUUCUUGUACGCCAGGUGGCUGCAGAAUUCUUCUCCUCUAGCUCUGAAAAGCAUUUAGGUGUGUGGAUUUCCAUUGCAAUCUUCAGUAUGUCAGGCAGUGUCUUUGAGAAAACUAUGGCUGGCGCAUAUGACUACGAGGGGCUAUCCCUUUUUAUGUCGCUCUUGAUACUGUACAUGUACAUUUUGCAGAUAAAGAACAAAAUAAAGUCUGUGUGGGGCAGAGGAAUCAUUGGUGUUUGCAUAGGAGUAGCACAGGGUAUUUUCAAUCUGUCCUGGGGCGGAAGCAUUUUUAUGGACUUGCUUCUAUAUGCGCAUUCUUUUGUGAGUUUUAGUAAUUGGAGAAUUCUAGCCUGCAGUGGGCUGGUUACAAUGGGAGUGGAUUGGGCGGCCCCCUUUUUAUGGGUUGCCAAGCCUGUUAACAUAGGAAAACUGCUGUCGUUUUGUCUUUUAGAAAGCGCAAAUGUGCUAUUACAUGUAUCUCGCAAAGCGCAGAUCAAGCAUUUUUAUGCUAUGGUAGGGUCAGCUAUUCUUGUGCUUCUUUUAGUGGGACUAGGAAUAUUUAAGACAACUAAGUCAGGCGCUCUGCUUCUGGAAAAAAUUAAACAGAAAGACAAAAUAUACAAUGUUUUAUAUAAAAAGCGAGCGCAUCCGUUGGUCUCUUCAAUAGUAGAGCACAGGCAUGCAACAAAAGAACAAAUAAUAGACAUGUGCGGGCCUUUAAUGGUGGUAGCGCCUAUUUUAAUGGUGUGGGGCACUGCACAGCUUGGCUAUAAAAAGAAGAACAGUCUUCUUCUGGUUAUGCUGGGGGGAUUUGCGUUGUCCACACUAAUGUUUCUGCACAUGGAGAGGUUUGCCUUUCUUGUAGCGCCCUUUUUGGCGAUCUUUUCUGCAGAUGCAUUUUGCAAGGUUAUGUUUGCACAGCCCAUACAUACAAAGUUCCGUGGUAUGGGGCUGCUUUUUGUUCAUAGGCAAGCCAAGAUCCUGGUAGGUGUGUUUAUGCUGUUCCAUGUCCUCUCCUGUUUUGGUACAAUGCACACUAAGUAUAAGCAGGUAAUUGUGGUCAUGGAUGGGCAUGUAAAUGGGGAGCCAGUAAUUGCAGACGACUUCAGAGAGAGCGCAAUGUACAUGAAGUAUAACUUGCGUCCAGACUCUGUUAUUCUAAGCUGGUGGGAUUAUGGAUACCAAAUAACAGGAAUGAGUGGGCUUUCAACAGUGAUAGACAAUAACACAAACAACUAUGCAAGAAUCUCAGAGGUAGCAAGCAUUCUAGUGUCUUCGGAAGAAAAAGUGUCAAGAGAGCAUGCAUUCCUAAAGAAAAUAGUUCCAGAUUUGGACACUGAUCUGUAUAUAUAUACGGUGUGUGGGUAUACUUCCCAAUACGCGCUUUCUGAUCUGAACAAGCUGCAGUGGAUAGCCAAAAUAGCAAAGGAGGCAGAUGGCUCGGUUGACCCUGCUGCAUACUACUUUAAGGCAAACGGGGCUGUGCACUACUCACUCCACGGUCUGUCUGAUGUAGACAUGGCGAAUGAGAAGAUCGAAGAUGCACCUCUGUACAUUUCUCCUGCAAUGAGAGAUUCUCUUCUUUUUAAGCUAUGCUUCUACCAGCAUACAAAUUCAGUUACUCUUCAUAACCUUAAGCUAGUGCACGAGUCAUCAAACGGGAUAGUCAGGCUCUACAAAAUAGCAGAAUAG